Molecule: messenger RNA, 948 nt
Organism: Gracilinanus agilis (Agile Gracile Mouse Opossum)
Lineage: Eukaryota; Metazoa; Chordata; Mammalia; Didelphimorphia; Didelphidae
Product: olfactory receptor 12-like
Exons: 1
Coding region: 1-948 (315 amino acids)
Biological process (GO): sensory perception of smell; G protein-coupled receptor signaling pathway
Cellular component (GO): membrane
Molecular function (GO): G protein-coupled receptor activity; olfactory receptor activity; odorant binding
Source: RefSeq, a predicted model, not a curated record
AUGCAGAGGAGGGUCCCUGGGAAUUUUUCUGACGUGACCGAGUUUAUCCUCCUGGGAUUCAGAGUUUCCCCAGAGCUCCAGAUCAUCCUCUUCCUAGUGUUCUUGCUGAUCUAUGUGGUCAUAUUGGUGGGGAACAUUGGCAUGACAGUCCUCAUCAAGAUAGACUCUCGACUGCAUACCCCCAUGUAUUUCUUCCUGAGAAACUUGUCCUAUUUAGACCUUUGCUACUCAACCGUCAUUGCGCCCAAAACUCUGACCAAUUUCUUAUCCUCUAGUAAGACAAUCUCUUACAACAGCUGUGCCGCUCAAUUUUUCUUCUUUGCCUUCUUUGUCACAACCGAAGGGUUUCUCCUGGCUGUGAUGGCCUACGACCGCUUCACAGCCAUCUGCUCCCCCCUCCUUUAUCCCGUACGUAUGUCCCAGACGCUGUGCGUCCAGCUGGUGGCCGGCUCCUACGUUUGUGGGUGCAUCAAUUCCAUGGUUCAGACCGGCUUCACCUUCAGCUUACGGUUUUGUGGGGAAAACAGAAUCGAUCACUUCUUCUGUGACAUUUCAGCCCUGAUCAAGAUUUCCUGCGUGGAUACUUUCGUCAACGAGAUUGUGCUGUUUAUCCUUUCUGCCGUCAUCAUUAUCAGCACCAGCCUGGUGAUCUUAGUCUCCUACUCUUACAUUCUCACCGCUGUCCUGAAGAUCCCCUCCACGCAGGGCCGACGGCGAACCUUCUCCACCUGCGGGUCUCACAUCGCUGUGGUGAGCUUGUUCUAUGGAACGGUGUUCUUCAUGUAUGCCCAGCCAGGGGCCCUCUCCUCCCCAGAGAAAAGCAAGGUGGUGGCCGUUUUCUAUACCCUUGUUAUCCCCAUGGUCAACCCCCUGAUCUACAGCCUGAGAAAUAGAGAUGUGAAGGAGUCUGUGAAAAGAAUCGUAGGUAAGAAAAGGUCUUCUCAGUGA